Messenger RNA from Benincasa hispida (wax gourd), 1758 nucleotides. The record is from RefSeq and is a predicted model, not a curated record. Lineage: Eukaryota; Viridiplantae; Streptophyta; Magnoliopsida; Cucurbitales; Cucurbitaceae.
AACUCACCCGAGAAAAUGGAAAAUAAAAUAAAAGAUUGCUUGAAUCCUCGAAAGAGAUUCAUCGGUUCUUUCCCAUUUCAUCCCGCCAUCGUCGUUCUCGUCGGUUUUCUCAGCUCAAACCCUAGCUACCAAAUCAUUUCCUUCAACUCAAUUCUUCCUAUCAGAAAGUUCAUGGCUACCUUAAACGGGAAAGUUACAUAUUCUUCCCUUUCUAAUGUUGGAAAGGUGAACAGAGUUCACAAUGAUGAUGAAGAUUGUGAUUCUCUAUGGGCCAUGCCUAAUGGUAGUGCGCCCUUUCAGAACUCAAAGUUUUCUGUUGAAUCUGAAGACUUUAUUGAGGAUGAAUGCGAUUCAAGUGACGAGUUUGAUAUUCCAAAGCAAAAUAGUGUGCGUCCUGAGGUGAAUUUAAAGAAUGUUUUAAAUGGGAUGUUUGCUAUAUUGACUGGUGCGAAUAAACCUUCGGAUGUCUCCUCGGAUAAACAAGUUCCUAGUUCAAAUAUUUCAUUUCUUGGUUCUGAAAAGAAUGGUGAUACCUAUUUGCACUCCUCGGUGUACAUUCCUAGUGCCCCACCUCUUCUCGAGCCGAAUAUGAUUAAUUAUACUGCUUAUAAAGAUGUUUUGGAGGCUGAGCCCCCAGAAUGGCUUCCAGAUAGUUCUUCUUCAAUUUGUAUGCAAUGUACUGCCCCUUUUACUGCAAUCACUCGCGGUAGGCAUCAUUGUCGAUUUUGUGGAGGGAUUUUCUGCCGAGCCUGUUCAAAAGGGAGGUGUUUGAUGCCCGUUAAGUUCAGAGAGAGAAAUCCACAGAGGGUAUGUGAUGCCUGCUAUGACAGGCUUGAUCCUUUACAGGGUGUACUUAUUAACAGCAUUAGCAAUGCUGUGCAAAGGGCGAAACAUGAUGUGAUGGACUGGACGUGUUCAAGAGGGUGGUUGAAUCUUCCUAUUGGUCUGUCCAUGGAACAUGAGAUAUACAAAGCAUCCAAAACGCUAAGAGGAUACUUCCAGGUCUCUAGACUAAAUCCUGAAAAGUCUAUACCCUUGGCUGUACUGAAGGGGGCCAAAGGUCUUGCUAUUUUGACAGUCGCUAAAGGUGGAGUGUUGGUGGCUUACAAAUUUGGCACUGGUUUGGUAAUUGCCCGAAGGUCGGAUGGUUCAUGGUCUGCCCCAUCAGCUAUAUUAUCUGUUGGAUUGGGAUGGGGUGCCCAGAUUGGUGGUGAGCUCAUGGAUUUCAUAAUCGUGCUUCAUAAUUCAAAAGCUGUCAAGACAUUCUGCAGCCGAAUGCACUUUUCUCUUGGUGCUGGGUGUAGUGUUGCUGCUGGACCUGUUGGUAGAGUGUUGGAAGCAGAUCUUCGAGCUGGAGAUAGAGGUUCUGGCAUGUGCUAUACAUAUAGCUGUAGCAAAGGUAUCCUGAUUAGAUUGUGCAUUUUCUGUUUAACUUGGAAGUUUUUUUUCGACAGCACUCUUGUUUCUAGCUCAUCUGAGAACUAAAUUUGCCUCGAAUGUUUGUCUCUUGCCCUGAGUGUUCCAUAAGUUAGCUUUUGCUAUUUCAAGAGUUUGCUGAGCUUCUUUUGGAUCAAUGUCAUUAGCCUUCUCUGCAUCAUUUACUAAAAUAGUGACCUCAUUGUUGCCUAUUCUAGAAUGUUUCUCAUAACAAAAGCAUUGUAGCCUAUUCUAGCAAAACCAUGUUAUACGGAAGCCUAAAUAGACCUUAAUGAGGAUGGUAUCAGAUCAUUGGAAUGGCAGCAAUUCAUAGUAUACCAA